Messenger RNA from Lactuca virosa, 2796 nucleotides. Lineage: Eukaryota; Viridiplantae; Streptophyta; Magnoliopsida; Asterales; Asteraceae. The record is from the annotation of a GenBank genome assembly.
UUUUUAUCGUCUUCUCCUUCCCCCUUUUCCCCUUGGAGUUUUUCUCAAACUUCACAAAACUCCUAUACUUCUCUUUUCUGUCCAUGUAAGAUUUCAUUGGUUUCCCCUCAUUUUACCCAUAGAUUUUCAAACCAGAAUCUUUUCUGUUGCUCCUGCAAAACCCACAAAAUCUAUCUAUCGAUCCUCUUGCAUACUCAACUUGGCCAAUAAUUUCUUCAAAAAUAAACACAAUCUUUGUUAAUUUGAGCAAAAAUGUCUGAAAGUCCAGCAAAAGUCCGGUUAGUUCGCUGCCCCAAAUGUGAAAAUCUCCUCCCUGAGGUCACCGAAUAUGCAGUUUAUCAGUGUGGUGGUUGUGGUGCUGUUCUUCGAGCAAACAAUAAGCAUAUUGAAUCCAGUGUAUCUUCGGAGAAGUCUGGUGAUGAAAGUGACGGAGUUCCAAACAAAAUCUCCAAAGAAUCACCUGUGAAUCUUGAUUUCUCAAAAAGAAGUGUUAAGAGCAUGAGUUUAGCUUCAGAAAGUGGACUCAAAUCUAAUGGAAGUUCUGGUAGGAGACACGAAAGAGACGAUGAUAACAACAUAAACUUCGAAGAACCAAAACCCACAACAGCAGGUAACAGAAGUGGGUCACGAAGAUCAGUUCGUAGUUCAAAUUGGAGAUAUCGAGACUCAAAUCUUCAAGAAGCUUCAUCAAGUUACAAUUAUACCCCUCGCCAUGAAUAUGCUGAACUAGUUCAUAACACAAACAAUCUAGAGGUUGAAGACGAUCGCGAUGAGCUUUUAAGGAAAUUAGACGAACUCAAGGAUCAAAUCGUUCGAUCUCGUGAUAAACCUAAAGAAAAGUUCCCGAUUAAUCAUCAUAUCCCAUCUUAUAUUGACCCCCCUCCUUAUAUUCAUCAUAAUAAUCAUUCUUUAUUACCUUCUUCGAAUCAAGUUCAAUCGUUUAAUGAUCCUUUUAGGUCGCAAAACCAUAGAAGAACACCGAUUAUGCCGUUUGAACAAAACCCAUAUAAUCAUCCCUAUUAUUCCGGCCAAUACGUUAGCAACGAAAUUACUGAUAAUCGAUUAUUCCACCAUCCGUCUUGUUCGUGUUUAGUCUGCUACAACAAACACCACCAAGCUCCGCCACCUCCUCCACCACAACCGCCGCCACACCCCAUCGCACCACCAGUUUUGCAAAACGAUACGGGUUUCUACCACCAUGAUUACAAUCGUUCUUUAAACUCUCGUAGCGGUGAAUCCCGAACACGAUGGUCUAACGAAAUCCGCCGCCCUCCAAGAGGAAUCUUAGCCACCGGAGUGAGGCGGUGCCGCCCCGUUUCCGGCGGUUCUCCGUUCGUGGCGUGUUGUAAAUGUAACGAAUUGCUUCAAGUACCCAAAAAGGAUACGAAAAAAAUGAGAUGCGCAUCGUGUUCUGAAGUCAUGUUACUUUCGAUUGUCAACAAGAAACUUCUUCUCUCGAUUUAUACUGUAACUCGUAUGGAUUCCCAAAAGCCAAAAGCUAAUCAUAUUCAUAAGACACGUGGCGACACAAAAUGGGGAGGCACCGAGUUUUCCUCUGAGGAUUACGAUAACUCGGUUUCUUACACAUCUGAAGAAGAUUUAAAAAAUGGAAUCAAAGAUGAAAACACAGUCGAUGUAACAGUGGAAGACGAUAAACCAUCUCCACCACCUUCUGGUUCACCUCUUCAAGAUCAUUUUGACUAUUCAACAAAAUACCAUCGAGCAGGAAAAGGGAACAUGAGCAAAAGGUCAAAUAUGGAAAUACCUACUAAUGUGGGGUCCAUGAACAUGAAAGAUGAUGAUGCAUUAGCAAGUGAGAUAGAGAUUUCAUCAAACGAAUAUGGAGUAAACACAGGCACUUCUCAAGAAUCUGGUGAUGCAAAUACGGAUCGAAAUGGAGGAAGUGGAUCUUUUUUUGCGAGUAUGAUUAAGAAAAGCUUUAGGGAUUUUUCAAAGUCUAGUCAACAUGAUGACAUGGGAAAAGUCAAUGUGGUGGUCAACGGGCAUCAUAUACCGGAUCGGUUGGUUAAGAAAGCUGAAAAGGUUGCUGGACCGAUUCAGCCUGGUGAAUACUGGUAUGAUUCGAGAGCUGGGUUUUGGGGUAUGAUGGGUGGUCCUUGUCGUGGAAUAAUUCCACCAUUUAUUGAAGAAUUUAAUUAUCCGAUGCCUGAAAAAUGUGCGGAUGGAAACACAAAUGUAUUUGUGAAUGGGAGAGAGCUUCAUGAAAGGGAUUUGGAUUUGCUUGCAAGUAGAGGCCUCUCAACAGAAACAGACAGAUCUUAUGUCAUUGAGAUAUCUGGGCGAGUGUUAGAUGCGGAUUCAGGUGAAGAGCUUGAAGGACUCGGUAAAUUAGCCCCAACAGUGGAACGCAAGAAACAUGGAUUCGGGAUGAAGCCUCCAAAAGCAACGGUUAUAUAAAGUUAUAAAUGCUCCAGUCAUUUGAUAUGAUAUCAGAUGACUGGAGCAUUCGGUUUAUGCUCCGGUGGGAGCAUAAACCGUAUUUAUGGAACCUACGUGUUUGUAGACACAAGGUAAAUUCUUUAUGACUGAAUGUCUCGAUAGUUUAGAGCUUCGUGUAUCGAUAUGUAUGUGAGAUAUGUGAGAUGCAAAUGAUGUGUUUAGGAAUUUAUUGGAGGAGUUGUCAUUUUUGGUUUCGAAUUUGUUGUUUUGUUGUGCAUUUGGUGACUGGUUUCAUGUAUUUUUGUUUGUGUAUAUAAAUUUAAGUUUAUUGAAUUGUCUCGUAUGCAUGUUUUAUCGAUGUUUGAACAGUAAUCAUGGGUGUAAUUGUGUAAAUUA